AUGCAAUUCGGGCUGGCGCAAGAUCUCCCUGGUUUGGUUGCUCAUCAGAGCAACGAACCUACAGGAAAUGCAGCAUGGGAUGAUUACAAUAAGUGUCUUGAUGGUUUAAAGCUUUACAUGACUUCUCGUCUCUUUAAAAGUUCUGUUACUGUGAGAUACCAAGACUGGUGGCUGAAAUCAGUUUCAGAGUUUUUAGGUUCUGAAGAGAUGCAGAAGGAGUCAACUGAAACUUUUAAUGCAAGGAAUACAUUUGGUAAAUAUGAUGAUGGUGAUAUUGAUGUAGCUCUCAAGGUAUUGCCUUUGAGUCAAAUGGUUCUGAAGUUGCAAGAAGGUUUGAAGAUGAUCAACAACAAGACCAGUGGGGAUUUGACAAACAAGAGAAGCAGUUACAAAUCUGUGCACAUGAAAACAGCUUGUGAAGAUGGUGAUGAGAGUUCUAUGGAUGAAGAAGAUGUUAACAUGACCAUUGCUCAAAUCAUCGAAUGUGGGAAGAAGUAUAGUGAUGCAGAUAAACCUGGAGGGGAUGCUUCUGAAUCACUCCGAAAAAGAAGUAGAAGAUAUCAGGUGGUGGACAGUGAUGAUGAUUUGGAGCCUUGUCAAUAUAAUGCUUCGAGAAAACUAGAACACAGGAGUGAAGAGGAUGACGAAACUGCAAAACAACCAGAAAAGACAAGGCAAAGAUGUGAUGAUGUAAUUGGAAGUAAUGCAGAGAAGAAGACUAUGAUUGAUGAUAAAACGAAAGAAGCAGAGUGUUGGAUCCACAAAACUAGAGAAGCGCAGAGAUGCAUUGAAAAACUUGGCAGUCAAGUUGAGACUGAAGAAAGGUUGAUAAAAGAUUGA
This is a messenger RNA of Capsella rubella, 840 nucleotides long. RefSeq lists its product as uncharacterized. The coding region runs from base 1 to 840 and encodes 279 amino acids. The record is from RefSeq and is a predicted model, not a curated record. Lineage: Eukaryota; Viridiplantae; Streptophyta; Magnoliopsida; Brassicales; Brassicaceae. The transcript is spliced from 2 exons.